Molecule: messenger RNA, 1833 nt
Organism: Schistosoma bovis
Lineage: Eukaryota; Metazoa; Platyhelminthes; Trematoda; Strigeidida; Schistosomatidae
Source: the annotation of a GenBank genome assembly
AUGUUGUCAUUUAUUUUUCGAAGACUUUUGAGUCGACUCUAUUUUCGUACUCCUAAUUUGAACCAAUCUUUCCGAAGUCCUAUUCCUAAGGCUUUUGUUUCAAGCUCGCCGGCCUUUGUAUAUAGAUCUCAUGCUUGUGGUGAGCUGAGCACGCGACAUAUCAACUCUACCGUUACAGUAUGCGGGUGGCUUGAACAUUGUCGACUGUCAUCUCGUUUUCUUGUUCUUCGUGAUGAUCGUGGUUUAAUACAAAUAUAUUGUGAUAAAAAUUGUCUCCCAAUUCCGCAACUUACUUUUGAGUCUGUCCUGAGAGUGACAGGUAAAGUCCAAGCACGUCCGGAAAAGGAUGUAAAUAAGGUAGUGUUAUUUGUGUUAUAUCUUAGCUUCAAGCUUAUGCCAACUGGCGAAAUUGAAAUAGUUGCCGAAAGCAUUGAAAUCCUCAGUCAUUCGUCUUUAAUUUCCUUUCUUCCGAAAGAUGCAGCGAAUGUCAACGAAACAGAAAGAUUAAAAUAUCGUUACCUUGAUCUUCGUUCGUCGAAUAUGCAAAGAAACAUGCGGUUUCGUUCAUCUAUCACUUUGCAAAUGCGAAGCUUCUUGUGUCAAAAUAAUGGUUUUAUUGAAAUCGAAACUCCAUAUUUGUUCAAAAUUACUCCAGGGGGUGCCCGUGAGUUUAUUGUACCUACCAAGUUUCCUGGAUUAUGGUACUGCUUACCUCAAAGCCCUCAACAAUUCAAACAACUUUUGAUGAUAAGUGGAUUUAGUAAAUAUAUGCAGAUCGCCAGAUGUUUUCGAGACGAGACUUCUAGAUCUGACAGACAGCCCGAAUUCACUCAGUUGGACAUAGAAAUGGCAUUUAUCACUCCAGAUGAUAUUUAUGAAAUAAUUGAGAAUAUGUUGUUAUAUAUUUGGCCUACAGUUCAGAGCACUUCAGGUUGUCGGCCGAUUUCGGCACCUUUUUUGCGCAUGAAAUAUUGUGAUGCUAUGUCACGAUAUGGAAGUGACAAACCAGAUAUACGCUUUGGUUUCUUAUUUUCAUAUUCCGCUGUUGAUGGACACACCGGUUUUAAUAUACCAAGGAAAUACUCAUCAAGUUUAAGUGCUGAAGAUUGGGACUCCUUGGAGGAUUUGGUUUUUCGCCUAACGGGCCAAAGAAUAUCAAUCUUUUCAGUUCAAAAUAUCAAUUCAAAACACUUGGACUUACUAAAUUUAUUAAAGCCGGAGUGUGGUGAUUUAGUCGUCUUCAUUAAAGGAAAUACAGAAACUGAGUUAAAAGCAUUGGGAAUGGCACGAGUUGAAGUCGCUAAGCUUAUUGAUUCGAAAGGUUUGUCAAUAUAUGAACCUGGAUUCCAUUUCCUUUGGGUAAAUCAAUUUCCAUUGUUUGAAAAAAAUAACUUGGGUCAAUGGAUAUCAGUGCAUCACCCAUUCACUGCUGCGUCGCCAGAGACAGCACAUUUCCUGUACACUGAUCCGAGCAAAGUCAUCGGUUUACAUUACGAUUUAGUUUGUAAUGGUCAAGAAGUUGGAGGUGGUUCAAUUCGCAUACAUAAUCCUGAGGUACAAAGGUAUAUUUUUACCGAGAUUCUCAAGGAAAAUUCUUGUGAAAUGGAAUACUUUUUAACUGCCCUGAAUUCUGGAGCUCCACCGCAUGGUGGGAUUGCGUUAGGUCUUGAUCGUUUAAUUGCAAUAUUUGUAAAUGCCAAAUCAAUCAGAGAUGUAAUUGCUUUCCCAAAAGCGGCUGAUGGAAAAGAUCUCUUAUGUGGGACACCAACUAUGGUAGAUGAUGAAAUCUUAUCACAGUAUUGCAUUUCUGUUUCUAAUCUGAAUAAAAGUUGA